This is a messenger RNA of Rhea pennata, 1292 nucleotides long. RefSeq names its product retinal G protein coupled receptor (gene RGR). Gene Ontology annotation, molecular function: G protein-coupled photoreceptor activity. Gene Ontology annotation, cellular component: plasma membrane. The transcript has 7 exons. NCBI's taxonomy places the organism in Eukaryota, Metazoa, Chordata, Aves, Rheiformes, Rheidae. Gene Ontology annotation, biological process: visual perception; phototransduction; cellular response to light stimulus. The record is from RefSeq and is a predicted model, not a curated record. Bases 107 to 994 code for a protein of 295 amino acids.
AGGAAGCUGCCUUGGGCUAGUAGAAGAAGGGGGAUCCAGGGAAAAGGCAGUCCCACGGCUAUAACAGGGUGCAGAGGUUAAAUUUAUUGGCAUUUUCAUUGCAAGUAUGGUCACUUCAUACUCUCUCCCUGAAGGCUUCACUGAAUUAGAGGUGUUUGCCAUUGGCACUGCCUUGCUCGUAGAAGCCCUGCUUGGGUUCUGUCUGAAUGGCUUGACAAUUAUUUCUUUCCGAAAAAUCAAAGAACUCCGAACACCCAGUAAUCUGCUGGUUCUCAGCAUUGCACUGGCUGACUGUGGGAUCUGCAUCAAUGCGUUCAUUGCUGCCUUUUCCAGCUUCCUAAGGUACUGGCCUUAUGGCUCUGACGGCUGUCAAAUUCAUGGAUUCCAGGGUUUCCUGACGGCACUAGCCAGCAUCAGCUCCAGCGCUGCAGUUGCCUGGGACCGUUAUCAUCACUACUGUACGAGAAGUAAGCUGCAAUGGAGCACAGCAAUCUCAAUGGUGCUGUUUGCGUGGCUGUUUGCUGCAUUUUGGGCUGUGAUGCCCUUGCUGGGGUGGGGUGAAUAUGAUUACGAGCCCCUCCGCACCUGCUGCACAUUGGACUACAGCAAAGGAGACAGAAGCUACGUCACAUUCCUUUUUGCUCUGUCCAUUUUCAAUUUCAUGAUUCCAGGCUUCAUCAUGCUGACAGCCUAUCAAUCCAUACAUCAGAAGUUCAAAAAAAGUGGGCAGUAUAAGUUUAAUACUGGUUUACCACUGAAGACACUGGUCAUUUGCUGGGGUCCCUAUUGCCUUUUAUGCUUCUAUGCAGCAGUUGAAAACGUGAUGUUCAUUUCACCAAAAUACCGAAUGAUUCCCGCGAUUAUUGCCAAGAGCGUGCCAACAGUGGAUGCCUUUGUGUAUGCCCUGGGGAACGAGAACUACAGAGGAGGAAUAUGGCAGUUCCUCACAGGACAGAAGAUUGAGAAAGCAGAGGUUGAUAACAAAACUAAGUAACCCUUUACAACAUCAAGGCAAAUUAAUGCAGGUACAUCACUGAAAGCAAAACCGCAGAGGAAACCAUGUGCAUUCUCUGAUAUGUACAUACAAAGGCGGUUCCACAUUGGAAAGGCUGCGCAGUGGCUUCAAGCAAUGACGCAUUGAAAGAAAGCCCCACAGAUAACUGUUCAAACCGUCAUGAGCUGCUUGUCAAACAAGCUGCCUUAAGCCUGUAUUGGUUGUUGUCAGUCUCAUUUUAUAUGUUACCACAAAUAAAAAAUCCCUACAAAGCGUUUUUUUUUCUAGACUAACAUAA